UCUUAUCCUUCACUACCUUGUGAUCUCCCUACCUGCGUGCGCCUCAUCGUUCUCCUGGUUAUUGUGCCUUGCUCAGCCACAGAUCAACCAGCGUACAUAUAUCUCCCAGUACUUCCACUUCAACCCUCCACUUCUCAUACUAUCCACUCCAAUCACUUCAUCUACUUCUCCCAAAUUCAAUCUCGUGUACAAUUCGAAAUCCAACAAAAUGCCUCACAAAGUCAGCGACUCGACCUCAUCUCUGUCCAGCAGUGGCAGCAGCGGGAACGGUGUUAGGGUGACGGACAUGCGAGGCUCGCAUGCUGGUCCCCGUCGAACACAAGCUCCCGUCAUCAUCCACAACCAGGGAGGACAAAUCUACGAUGAGACGAGACCUUCCGACUGGGAUAAGCAACGGUGGAAGUGAAAGUAUUGUCUUGGGUACCUCGGGACAAAGAACAGCCUCCUCCGAAGCACUGCUGGGCAGUUAGCUUGCUGGAGGGUUCGGCUUGGGCAAUUU
Molecule: messenger RNA, 499 nt
Organism: Aspergillus brunneoviolaceus CBS 621.78
Lineage: Eukaryota; Fungi; Ascomycota; Eurotiomycetes; Eurotiales; Aspergillaceae
Exons: 2
Coding region: 209-406 (65 amino acids)
Source: RefSeq, a predicted model, not a curated record